Messenger RNA from Capsaspora owczarzaki ATCC 30864, 1488 nucleotides. RefSeq names its product ubiquitin-activating enzyme. Gene Ontology annotation, biological process: protein neddylation. The coding region runs from base 1 to 1488 and encodes 495 amino acids. Gene Ontology annotation, molecular function: NEDD8 activating enzyme activity. Gene Ontology annotation, cellular component: nucleus; cytoplasm. NCBI's taxonomy places the organism in Eukaryota, Filasterea, Ministeriida, Capsasporidae. The record is from RefSeq and is a predicted model, not a curated record. The transcript is spliced from 6 exons.
AUGGACGCGUCGACUGAGACAGCCGCACAGUCCGGCGCACUCGACGCGACGGCGCCCAGUCCCGCCGUCGCCGGCAGCAACAACGCCAGACCCGCGAGCAACGCCAUCGUCAGCAACACCAACACAGCAGCUGCAGCAGUAGCAGCAGCAGCAGUCGAGGACGACGACACGGAGGGCGAGGGCGAAGACGUUGCGCCGCGCUUUGAGGACUGGGCUGGUCGCUGGGACCAUAUUGACAAGCUGCUUGUGCGCCGCGGCCCGUUCGCUCAGCCGACCUUCGAGCCAUGCGUUGAGCUUCGAGACUUUCUGCUGGAACAGUGCCGCAUCUUGGUGAUUGGCGCAGGUGGUCUUGGCUGCGAAUUGCUCAAGGACUUGGCGCUGAGCGGGUUUCGCAACAUUGACGUGAUUGACAUGGACACGAUUGACAUUUCCAACCUCAACCGCCAGUUCCUCUUCCGCCAGAAGGACGUCGGCCAGUCCAAGGCGCUUGUCGCUGCAGAGUUUGUCAACCGCCGGGUUGCGGGCUGCAAGGUCACCCCCCACUUUUGCAAAAUCCAGGACAAGCCGGAGGACUUUUACCGCCAAUUCCAGCUCGUUGUCUGCGGCCUCGAUUCCAUCCCUGCGCGUCGGUGGAUUAAUGCGCUGCUCGUUAGUCUGGUCCAGUACAAUGACGACAAGGAGAUUGUUCCAGGCACCAUGAUCCCAAUGAUCGAUGGCGGCACAGAAGGGUUUAAGGGCCAAGCAAGGGUCAUUCUUCCUGGAAUGUCGUCGUGCUUUGAGUGCUCGAUUGACACCUUCCCACCUCAGACCACAUUCCCUCUUUGCACAAUCGCAUCGACGCCUCGUAUUCCCGCCCACUGCAUCGAGUACGCCAAGAUUGUCCUUUGGCCGCAAGCCUUCCCAGACCGUGCGUUGGACACGGACGACCCAGAACACAUCAACUGGCUCUAUCUGGAGGCGUUGAAGCGAGCCAAUGAGUAUGGCAUUCAGGGUGUGACGUACCGCUUGACACAGGGUGUUGUCAAGAACAUCAUUCCAGCUGUUGCGUCUACCAAUGCAGUGAUUGCCGCCGCGUGCGCCAGCGAGGCUUUCAAGCUCGCCACUGGCUGCAGCUCCCAGCUGAACAACUACAUGCAGUUCAACGGACAGGACUCGCUGUACACUUUUACGUUCGAGUACGAGCAAAAGCCAGACUGUCUUGUGUGCAGCAACAUUCCUCUCGAUUUCGCCUGCUCGGCGUCGGAGCCUCUUCGCGCUCUCGUUGAGCGCCUUUCCGAGCAACCAUUGUACGACCAAUUCAAGGCUCCUGGCAUCCGUGGAUUGGGCAAGACCUUCUACAUGUCCGCGCCGCCAAGUCUCGAGCUGUCGACGCGUCCAAACCUUGAUCGAACCCUUGCCGAGCUCGGUCUGCAAGACGGAGCCUUUUUGCAAGUUGCAGACGUCGCCGUCCCGCUUCCCGUCCAGCUCAAGCUUCAGUUCCGUCCUUAA